AUGUCAUCAGUAAGUAUAAUCACAAAAGAAUUAGAAAAUUUAGGAUUACAACAACCUUCAACAAUAAAAGAUUCAUUACCAAAUUAUAAUAUAAUUGAUGUUUUUAGAAAUUAUAUAUCCGAUGAAUUAAAUCGUAUAACAGAAAUUGAUAAAGAAACAAUUUUCAAUUCAUUAGAUAAUUCGAAAUUAUUAGAUCAAGGAGAUUUAAUUAUACCAAUACCAAAAUUAAAAAUAAAAGGAAUAAAUCCAAAUGAAAAAUCAAAAGAAUGGAGUGGAAAAUUUGAAAAGGGAAAAUUUAUAAGUGAAGUUAAAUCACAAGGUGUUUUUUUACAAUUUUUUUUUAAUAAAAAUUUAUUAUUUAAUUUAACUAUAAAUGAUGUUUUAAAAAGAAAACAAGAAUUUGGAUAUUUACCUUUGGGAGUUGGUAAAAAGGCAAUAGUUGAAUUUUCUUCACCAAAUAUUGCAAAACCUUUUCAUGCUGGACAUUUAAGAUCAACUAUUAUAGGAGGAUUUAUAUCUAAUUUAUAUGAAAAAAUUGGUUGGGAAGUUAAAAGAAUUAAUUAUUUAGGUGAUUGGGGUAAACAAUUUGGAUUAUUAGCUAUUGGAUUUGAAAGAUAUGGUUCAGAAGAAUUAUUAUUGGAAGAUCCAAUAAAUCAUUUAUUUGAAGUUUAUGUUAAAAUUAAUAAUGAUGUUAGAAAUGAAACAAAUGCAAAUACUGAAGGAGAAAAAAAUGAAGAAUUUGAUGCAUCUGAACAAGAUGAAAAAAAAUUACAAUCAUCAACUAAUGAAGAAGCAAGAAAUUUUUUUAAAAGAAUGGAAGAUGGAGAUGAAUCUGCAUUAAAAAUUUGGGAAAGAUUUAGAGAUUUAUCAAUUGAAAGAUAUAUUGAUACUUAUGCAAGAUUAAAUAUAAAAUAUGAUGUUUAUUCAGGAGAAUCUCAAGUUCCAAAAGAAAAAAUGCAAAAUGCUACAAAAUUAUUUGAAGAAAAAGGAUUAAUUCAUAUUGAUCGUGGAGCAAAAUUAAUUGAUUUAACAAAAUUUAAUAAAAAAUUAGGUAAAGCAUUAGUUGAAAAAUCAGAUGGUACAUCAUUAUAUUUAACAAGAGAUGUUGGAGAAGCAAUAAAACGUUAUGAAACUUAUAAAUUUGAUAAAAUGAUUUAUGUUAUUGCAUCACAACAAGAUUUACAUUGUCAACAAUUUUUUGAAAUUUUAAAACAAAUGGGAUUUGAAUGGGCUAAUAAUUUAGAACAUAUUAAUUUUGGUAUGGUUCAAGGUAUGUCAACUCGUAAGGGAAAUGUUGUAUUUUUAGAUAAUAUUUUACAAGAAACAAAAGAAAAAAUGCAUGAAGUUAUGAAAAAAAAUGAAGAUAAAUAUUCUCAAAUUGAAGAACCUGAUAAAAUUGCUGAUUUAAUUGGUAUAUCAGCAGUAAUGAUACAAGAUUUCCAAUCUAAAAGAAUAUUAAAUUAUGAAUUUAAAUGGGAUAGAAUGACUUCUUUUGAAGGUGAUACUGGUCCAUAUUUACAAUAUGCUCAUUCAAGAUUAUGUUCAGUUGAAAGAAAAUCAAAUAUCAAAAAGGAAGAAUUAGAAAAUGCAAAUUUUGAAUUAUUAACUGAACCAUGUGCAUUAAAUUUAAUUAGAAUAAUAGCUCAAUAUCCAGAUAUCAUUAAAAAAACAGUAAAAAAUAUGGAAGCUUCAACUAUUGUUACAUAUUUAUUUAAUUUAACUCAUAUUGUUUCUCAAUGUUAUGAUAUUUUAUGGGUUGCAGGUCAAGAAAAAGAUAUUGCAAUUGCAAGAUUAGCUUUAUAUGCUACUGCGAGACAAGUAUUAAAUAAUGGUAUGAAAUUAUUAGGUUUAACUCCAGUUGAAAGAAUGUAA
Messenger RNA from Lodderomyces pseudojiufengensis, 1872 nucleotides. Its product is annotated as arginine--tRNA ligase. Gene Ontology annotation, cellular component: cytoplasm; mitochondrion. The transcript has a single exon. NCBI's taxonomy places the organism in Eukaryota, Fungi, Ascomycota, Pichiomycetes, Serinales, Debaryomycetaceae. Gene Ontology annotation, molecular function: arginine-tRNA ligase activity; ATP binding. The record is from RefSeq and is a predicted model, not a curated record. Gene Ontology annotation, biological process: mitochondrial translation; arginyl-tRNA aminoacylation. The coding region runs from base 1 to 1872 and encodes 623 amino acids.